CGGGCGCUGCUGCGGCCGGCGCUGCUGGGCCUGGGGCUGGCGCUGCCCCUGGCCGCCGCCUGGUACGCGGGCGCCGAGCGGCACCGGCGCAGGAAGCUGUGGCUGCUGCUGGACGGCGUGGGACGCUUCGGCAGGUCGCUGGCCGUGGGGGUGCACAUCUCCGUGGACUACUGGUGGACGGCCAACGUGGUGCUGCGGGGCGUGGACGAGAACAGCCCAGCGUUCAAGGCGGGGAUGUCGUGCUGCCACCAGCGCGCCGCCGACCGCCUGGUGCGCGGCGCCAUCCGCAACGGGGGGCUCUACAUCAAGCUGGGCCAGGGGCUGUGCUCCUUCAACCACCUCCUGCCCCCCGAGUACAUCUCCACCCUCCGCGUGCUGGAGGACCGGGCCCUGCAGCGGGGCUACCGGGAGGUGGAUGAGCUCUUCCUGGAGGAUUUCCAGACCACGGCGGCGGGGCUCUUCCAGGAGUUCGACUACGAGCCGGUGGCCGCGGCCAGCCUGGCCCAGGUGCACCGGGCCACCCUGCAGGACGGCACGCCGGUGGCCGUGAAGGUGCAGUACAUCGACCUGCGGGACCGCUUCGACGGCGACAUCCGCACGCUGGAGAUCCUGCUGCGCAUCGUCGAGUUCAUGCACCCCACCUUCGGCUUCAGCUGGGUGCUCGAGGACCUGAAGGGCACCCUGGCCCAGGAGCUGGACUUCGAGAACGAGGGCCGCAACGCGGAGCGCUGCGCCCGCGACCUCCGCGACUUCAGCUACGUGGUGGUGCCCCGCGUGCACUGGGACAAGUGCAGCAAGCGGGUGCUGACGGCCGAUUACUGUGAGGGCUGCAAGAUCACCAACGUGGAGGGCAUCCGCAGCCAGGGCCUGGGCGUGCAGGACGCCGCCGACAAGCUGAUCCGCGUGUUCGCCGAGCAGAUCUUCUACACGGGCUUCAUCCACGCCGACCCGCACCCCGGGAACGUGCUGGUGCGGAGGGGCCCCGACGGCAAAGCCCAGCUCGUCCUCCUCGACCACGGCCUCUACGAGUUCCUCAGCGAAAGGGACCGGACAGCACUGUGCCAGCUCUGGAGAGCCAUCAUCCUGCGCGACGACGCGGCCAUGAAGGCGCGCUCGGCCGAGCUGGGCGUCAAGGACUACUUCCUCUUCUGCGAGAUCCUCAUGCAGCGGCCUAUCCACAUGGGGCAGCUGGCGCUGGCCAACGUGCUCACGCGGGAGGAGACGGCCUACAUGCAGGACAUGGCCAAGCACCACUUCGAGCGCAUCAUGCGGGUGCUGCGGGACCUGCCCCGGCCCAUGCUGCUUGUCUUCCGCAACAUCAACACCGUGCGCAGCAUCAACGUGGCCCUGGGCGCCCCCGUCGACCGCUACUUCCUCAUGGCCAAGAGCGCCGUCAGGAGCUUCAGCCGCCUCAGCGGGCAGAAGUCCUCCGGCAUCCGCAGCAGCAGCGUCUUCUGCUGGCUCAGGGUAGCGUGGGAGAGCCUCAAAUUUGAGGUUGCCCUCAGGCUGGAGACCAUCUCCAUGAAGCUGACGGCCUCCAUCCUCCGCUUCCUCGCCUCCUGGGGCCUGCUGGCCCAGAGCGAGCAGAUCUACGAGUACCUCCAGGCCUAGCGCCCCGGCCCUCGCUGCUGCAGCCGAACCGGGGCCCGGGCUCGCCCCAGCACUGACUGUUCCCCCCAAUAAACCCCCGGUGCCCGCAGGCGCCGUGCACCCAC
Messenger RNA from Rhea pennata, 1715 nucleotides. It is a transcript of the gene ADCK5, whose product is annotated as aarF domain containing kinase 5. The record is from RefSeq and is a predicted model, not a curated record. NCBI's taxonomy places the organism in Eukaryota, Metazoa, Chordata, Aves, Rheiformes, Rheidae.